Molecule: messenger RNA, 1439 nt
Organism: Hibiscus syriacus
Lineage: Eukaryota; Viridiplantae; Streptophyta; Magnoliopsida; Malvales; Malvaceae
Product: ABSCISIC ACID-INSENSITIVE 5-like protein 5
Exons: 4
Coding region: 234-1232 (332 amino acids)
Biological process (GO): positive regulation of DNA-templated transcription
Cellular component (GO): nucleus
Molecular function (GO): DNA-binding transcription factor activity
Source: RefSeq, a predicted model, not a curated record
UUUUAAUGGGGACUAACAUGAACUUCAAGAACUUUGGAAGUAACCACCGGCUGUCGGGUGACGGCGGGGAGAAUAAACCGCUGGGGAAUAACCCGUUAGCUAGACAGUCAUCAAUCUAUUCUCUAACCUUCGAUGAGUUUCAAAGCACUAUGGGUGGAAUAGGAAAAGAUUUCGGGUCGAUGAACAUGGAUGAGCUGUUGAGGAACAUUUGAAGUGCUGAAGACACUCAAACAAUGGCUUCUUCUGGUGGCGCCCUAGAGGGAAAUGGAGGGUUACAAAGGCAAGGGUCCUUGACUUUACCAAGAACACUUAGCCAGAAAACUGUUGACCAAGUCUGGAAAGAUAUUUCAAGGGAGUAUUCCUUUGGGAAAGACGGUAUUGGAACCGGAGGCACUAAUAAUAUGCCACAAAGGCAGCAGACCUUAGGAGAGAUUACUUUGGAGGAGUUUUUGGUGAGGGCUGGUGUGGUAAGAGAAGAUACUCAAUUGGCCGGGAAGGUUAACAAUGGAGGAUUCUUUGGUUUGAAUAAUACCAGUUUUGAAAUCGGGUUUCAACAAGGUCCAAAUUUGAUAGGGAAUAGGAUUCCUGAAGGUGGUAAUCAUAUUGGUAUCCAGGCUUCCAAUUUGCCUUCCAACGUUAAGGGUGUUAGAUCGAACCAGCACCAGUUGGCUCAGCAACAACAACAACCAAUUUUUCCUAAGCAAACUGGUGUGGGAUAUGGAGCACAGUUGCCUUUACAAAGCGGUGGUCAGUUGGGGAGUCCCGGAAUUCAUGGGAUUGGGAAUCAGCCUCAGGGAAUAAGUAACGGCCUGAUGGGGUUGGUCGGUUUAGGAGGGCCACUGGCAGUUGCAACUGGAUCGCCUGCGAACCAGGUUUCAUCGGACGGGAUUGGAAAGAACAGUGAAGAUACCUCCUCAGUUUCCCCAGUUCCUUAUGUGUUUAAUGGGAACUUUAGGGGUAGGAAAUACAGUGGGGUGGAAAAGGUUGCAGAGAGGAGACAAAGGAGAAAAAUAAAGAACAGAGAAUCAGCUGCCAGGUCACGAGCUCGCAAGCAGGCUUAUACAAUGGAAUUGGAAGCAGUAGUGGCAAACCUAAAAGAGGAAAACCAAGAAUUGAGGAAGAAGCUCGCAGAACUCAUGGAAAUGCAGAAAAAGGAGGUCAUUGAGACGAUGAAAACGCCACAAGGAGCUAAGAAACGAUGCUUGCCUAGAACUCAGACUGGUCCAUGGUGAAAGUGGAAGGGUGGUUUAAAUCAUGCGUGGUAGGUGGUUUUGUACAUGGUUAGAUAGGUGUUAAUGACAGUUGUUUGCUCUUUGAGAUUUGGAGAAAUGGAUUAGCGCGAUGUAGGAUAAGAAUCUUCUAAUAUUUGUAAUUUGCUUCUGUUUUUCUUAUGAAGAUAAUGGCUCAUUAAGUUGCACCAUAUAUGUAAAUUUCCGAGC